Messenger RNA from Chlorella variabilis, 2331 nucleotides. RefSeq lists its product as hypothetical. The record is from RefSeq and is a predicted model, not a curated record. The transcript is spliced from 18 exons. Gene Ontology annotation, biological process: chloroplast fission. Gene Ontology annotation, cellular component: chloroplast inner membrane. Bases 1 to 2331 code for a protein of 776 amino acids. Lineage: Eukaryota; Viridiplantae; Chlorophyta; Trebouxiophyceae; Chlorellales; Chlorellaceae.
AUGCAGCAGCAGUAUGCCAGCGACAUACAGCGGCUGGGGCUCCUGGCUCUGCCAGCAGUGCCCAGCGGCUCGGCCAGGGAUGCAGCCGAGGGAGUUGCGGUCCCCGUCAACUCCGCAGAGCUGCUGGGCCUGCAAGGUGUGCAGUUCCCGCUGAAGCCGACGAUCGAGAAGGCGUAUGAGGAGCUGAAGAACACUCCCCUGGAGGAUGGGUACAGUGAGUUGGCGCGCCUAGGCAAGGAGCGCAUCCUGCAGGCGGCCCGACAGGAGCUGCACCGCGUGGGCGGCCGCACCGCGCUGCUGCGGCCCGGCGUGCAGAUUGAGCAGCUGCUGCUGCCGGGCGCCAUGGCGCUGCUGCACCAGGUCAGGCGGUACGACCUGGUCAUCCAGCUCAGCGAGGAGGGUGCGGGGCUGGGGGCGCGCCAGAUCCAGGACUCCAGCCCACACACGCUGCGGGAGAUCGAGCAGGACAUGGCUCUGGCCACGGCGCUGGCGCAGGCGAGCGGCGCGCAGCCUGCCGCCGCUGGCGCUGCCGCCAUUCUCAGCAGCUGCCACUGCCGGCUGGAGGAGGCGUUGGAGCUGCUGGUGGGGGCGCCGCACGCGGCGGGCGGCGGCAGCCUGCUGGGGGAGGGCGGGCCAGGGGCGCAGCAGGGGCAGCGCGCGCUGGCACCCAAGCUGCAAGCUGAGAUCAGGGCUGCGCUGGCGCAGUACCACCCUGAUGCAGUGCCCCUGGAUCGAGCCGACUACGACCUACGGCAGAAGGAGCUGCAGGCGUUGACGGCGUGGGCGGCGGAGGCGCCGCCGCCGCGCCGCUGGCUGUCCCGCGCCCGGCGGCAGCGCCCUGCGCUCACAGCUGACUACAUGGCUCGCAUCGUGCCGCACCUCACCGCAGGCAGGCCCUCCGAGCUGUGCUCUCUGUACGACUGGCAGCGGCUGGCUGCCGGGGGCAGCAGCUCCCGCUGCCCCUGGUACUUCCCUGGGCUGCUCAAGCGUGUGGCGCUGGCACACCUGGUGGUCGGGUUCACGGAGCGCAGCCCUGCCGCCAUCCACACCGCGCUCAGGCUCUUCUCCGCUGUCAAGAAGGGCGAUGACGUGGCGCUCUCCCUGGCCGUGUGCCGCCUGCUGCUGGGAGACCCGGCGGGGGCGCUGCGGGUGCUUCAGGACGACGAGCAGGCGCAGGCGGCGGCGGUGGCGCAGCGGCAGCAGCAGCAGCAGGCGGCGGGCCUGGCGGCGGCGCCAGGCGGCAAUGGGGUAAUGGAUGGCGCCUCCGUGGCGGGGCGGGGAGCGGGGCCGGGGCCGGCCGCGCGCCACGCUGUGAUGCCGUUCAUUCGGCAGCACUCGCCUCAGGGGGAGCUGGACCUGCGGCCCGGGCUGGCCGCCUUCACCAACUGGUGGCUGGAGGCGGUGGCCUAUCCAGAAUUCCAGGACACGGCCCUGGGCGCCGCGCGCCGCCCCAACCUGGCAGCAUAUUUUGAUGACCCUGGCGUACAGGCCUUCCUGGCGUCCCAGAAUGGCAAGCCCGGCGGCGGCAUGCUGGGCAUACUGUCCCGAGCCCCGGCCUUGCUGCUGGGGCGCUUUGGCGGCCCUGCAUUGGACGCUGCACUUCACGACUCGAUGCGGCAGCAGCGUGCGGGAAGCCUGCUGGCGACAGUCCUGCGGCUGCUGGCUGGCGCCGCGGUGCUGGCUGCCGCGGUGCUGGCAGCGUCCCGGCUGCGCAGCAGCGGCUGGGAGGGCAUCCCCUGGGCGUUGCGGCCGCCCACGGCGGCGGAGCAGCUGCCGCCAGAUGAAACCACCGAGGCCGCAGCAGCAGACAUCGGCCUGCCGGCGCAGGCGCUGCGGCGGCUGUGGCCGCAGCAAUGGCAGCAAGGGGAGCAGCAGGCGGCCGUGCCCCAGCAGCAGCAGCAGCAGCAAGUGCAGGUGCUCAGCAAGUCGGCAGCUGCCAAGCUUGUCAAGGAAUGGCUGAGCGUCAAGGCGGAGGCGAUGGGCCCACGGCACACCGUGGCGCGGCUGGCGCAGGUGCUGGACGAACCGAUGCUGUCGGCGGUGCUGUCAGAGGCGGCGGACGCUGCGGCCAGCGGCUGGUACUGGAACAUCCGGCCGCACAAGUCCAAGGUUGAUUCCCUGGACGCCAGCAGCUUCAGCGCCGCCGACGGCGGCGGCCACGUCUCUGUGCUGGCCACUUUGGAUGAGUCCGCGGAGCUGUGGGGCGCCGAUGGGGAGCAGGGGGAGAGCUACAAGACCACGUACCAGGCGGGUGGUGUUGUGGUGGAGUACACUCUGGUGUACAGUGGCGGCGGCUGGAAGAUAGCCAGCGCCCUUGUGCUCAGCUCAUAG